Molecule: messenger RNA, 2191 nt
Organism: Linum tenue
Lineage: Eukaryota; Viridiplantae; Streptophyta; Magnoliopsida; Malpighiales; Linaceae
Source: the annotation of a GenBank genome assembly
GAAAACCAACCACACAGCAAAACCAGUAAUUUGUCUGCAAUGGCUACGGACAACCAACCACCAAGUCGGGGAAAUUAAAUUUAAUUCUCAGCUGACAAUCCAAACUUGCAGGCUACAGAAACCAACAACAUUGCUACCAGUACCACCACACAUUAUUCUCAUUACAACCUAUUCUCGAUUGAGCCAAUAGUCAGAUAGCAGAAAAAUCUCUCUUCUUUUCUUCCUUUCACCGACCGACAGUCAGUCACAGCUCUUGCAACGUGUAUUUAAGCUUGCAAGACAGCAACCAAAUAAACAAGCCCUGCAAUUUCAAUUUCAAAGCAACCAAAAAUCAAGUUCAUGGAGAAACUGAUUAGUCUCCGCAAUCUCCUGCUGAUGAUAAUGCUCCUUCCAUUCUGGUUAUCACUAGCAGCAGCCUCUGAAUCAACCGUCAAGUAUCUCCCUGGUUUUCAUGGCCCUCUCCCGUUUGACUUGGAAACCGGGUAUAUUGGGGUUGGAGAAGCAGAGGAAUUGCAGCUGUUCUACUACUUUGUGAAAUCGGAGAGGAAUCCUGAGGAAGACCCUCUGCUCCUCUGGCUCACCGGCGGCCCUGGCUGCUCUUCCUUUUCAGGCCUCGCCUAUGAAGUCGGUCCCUUUCGCUUUCAACAAGCGGAAUACAACGGAACCUUGCCGACUUUGGUCUACAAUCCCAACUCCUGGACAAAGGUUGCCAGCAUGAUAUUUAUAGACUCGCCAGUUGGGACUGGAUUCUCUUACGCGACAACCAACUCGUCCGCAAUUCAACCGGGUGACAUUGUCCAAGUUUCCCACGCUCAAGAAUUCCUCAGAAGAUGGCUAACCAAACAUUCAGAAUUCCUGUCGAAUCCACUUUACAUAGCAGGGGAUUCCUACUCAGGCAUCACUAUCCCGGCCAUAGUCCAACUACUUUCCAUUGGAAAUGAAAAUGGCGUCCAGCCAAUGUUAAAUCUCAAGGGAUACAUGAUUGGGAACCCAAUAACAGGUGGUGGAUUUGACAGCAAUGCACGAAUUCCAUAUGCACAUGGGAUGGCACUCAUUUCCUAUGAACUUUAUCAGUCACUGGAGGAAAGCUGUGGGGGAGAGUACGAGAGAAUAGAUCCCACCAACUCGGAAUGCCUCAACAACUUAAAGGCCUUUGAUGAAUGUUUGUCAGGAAUUCAACCAGGAAAUAUAUUGGACCCAGUAUGUAAGUUCGCUUCCAGAAAGCCAGUGGAGAUUGUAGCAAGAAGAAAAAUCAUGCAGGAUAAAGCUCAACCGUAUUUAGCCAUUGAUCCACCAGAUUUUAGUUGCAGCCCGUUGCUGUACUCUUAUGAACUUUGCAAAUACUGGGCUAAUGAUGUGCAAGUCCGCAAAGCGCUUCACAUACGAGAGGUAAAGAUAGUGCUUGCAGUAAAAAAAAUGCUUGGGGAAUUUACACAUUUAGAUCACAAGCCUAAAAUGAUUGUGGUGCUGGUGCUGGCAGGGGACGGUAGGGGAGUGGAUCAGAUUGGAGACCAUGAUAUCAUGGUGCCAUUUUUGGGAACACAAACCUGGAUUCGAGCUUUGAACUAUUCCAUUGUGGAAGAUUGGCGAUCAUGGCAUGUUCAAAGCCAAGUUGCUGGGUAUACGAGGACUUUCUCUAAUGGAAUGACAUAUGCAACGGUUAAGGGCGGAGCGCAUACAGCUCCCGAAAAUAGACCAAAAGAAUGUUUUGCUAUGUUCCGCAGAUGGAUAAAUCACGAACCUCUGUAAAUCAUAAAAGCUCGUCUAUCAAUUGCUCGUAUGACUGGCUCAGUAACGAUUGUUGGUGCCUCAUCAUCACGACUUAGAUCCGCUAAGUCACUUUCACUUACAUGAAAAUCAGAAAUGUCCACAUUACGUUGGUAUGGUUGAUUUUCAUACAUCGGAUCCCCAUGCCCCGCUUCCUCCUUCUCGGGAACAUCGUACAAACUUCUUGGACAUACCUUAUGGACGAUAUGCCAUGCACCACCAUUCUUAAUAUCCGCAAUGUAAAACACUUGGUUAGCCUGACUGGCCAAUACAUAUGGGUCCUCCGUACCGCAUUUUCUAUCCAUGUUUAUGCUCGUCAAGUGUCCAUCCAUCCUUAUUCCAUUCUUCUUGUCCCCCGCAUUGAACCACUCGCACUUGAAUACAAAGACCCGAUGCCCUCCACAAUAUCGCAGCUUAAUAAUGU